AGGCCGCUACUGCCUCAAAAUAUAUCCUAAUGACGUGUCAGGUCAGGAAGCGUCUUGUCGCCAUGGAAACCUGACGUUCUAGGUUUUCGAAAUGACCGAGUCAGUGGUCAGAGCUUUAUACGGCAGAGCAACUUCUUUAAAUCUGAGCUCUAGGAAGAUAAAGGUCGUUCCUGAGAGUGUCUCCAGAUUAACAAACCUGUCAGUUCUGCUGUUAAACAACAACUCCAUCAGCGCCCUGCCUGCCGAGCUGCUCUGCCUGCAACACCUGGCGGAGCUGAAUUUGGGAAAUAAUGCCUUGAAGGAGGUUCCCGCUGUGUUGGGCCAUCUGGAGUCCUUGAAGAAACUGUAUCUGUUCAGCAACCAAAUUACAGCAGUGCCACCUGAUGUGAUAGAUGGCUUACGAAACCUUGUGGUGCUCAAUCUGAACCACAACCAGAUUCAAAGACUUCCACCAGAGAUUAAAAGUCUGAGUCGGCUUCGACAUCUCAGUGUGCUGGACAAUAAGCUGGAGGAGGUCCCUGCUGAGCUGGGUCAUCUCACCGAGUUGACUGAGAUAAACUUCACUUCCAAUAAUUUGUCCUGCCUACCUCAGCAGCUGUACCAGUGCACAGAACUCACCAAGCUGCAUGUUGCCAGAAACAAGCUGACCAGCCUACCAGAGGGGAUCAGAACACUGGAAAAACUCCAAGUUUUGGAUGUGGCUGGAAACAACUUGUCCAUGUUCCCUGUUGAGUUCCACCUGCUGCCCCUGAAGGAGCUCUACUAUGAAGGCAACAGGUUUGUGCGCUGCGAGCCAAUGUCUUCAGUGCAGGAUGCGGAGGUGCUUACGUUAAAGGAACUGGUUGCCAGAUUUGUCCUGCGAGAGGACAGGAACAGGUCCUCUCUGGUCCACCAGAUGCUGCCCCACUACCCAGUCCUGACUGCCCUGUUGGCCAGUGGCAGCUGUUGUGCACUCUGCCUGGAGCCCUUCCUCACCACCUGGCUGGAGUGUGUGCAUUUUAUCAGUCUGAAGAAGGACAUGAAAAUGAAGCGUUCGCAGGCUAUUCCAGUGCGUGCUCUUCUCUGUUCAUACAACUGCUUUAAUACAGAAGGACACGCCUUCUAUGGUGUUGCCACAAGAUGAAUACAAGUUUAUUAAAAAGGUAUUAUUCAU
This is a messenger RNA of Centropristis striata (black sea bass), 1153 nucleotides long. It is a transcript of the gene lrrc69, whose product is annotated as leucine rich repeat containing 69. Lineage: Eukaryota; Metazoa; Chordata; Actinopteri; Perciformes; Serranidae. The record is from RefSeq and is a predicted model, not a curated record. Gene Ontology annotation, molecular function: protein binding. The transcript has 8 exons. Bases 92 to 1123 code for a protein of 343 amino acids.